GAGGGAGGGGACAGGGAUUAGAAGAGUUGUUGGAGGAACUGGGCCUGGGAAUAUGGGAGGUGUGGGGUUGAAUAUCUAGGGCUGGGAGAAUCGGAAGGUAUUGGAGCUAUUUAGAGUGGCAGAGAUGGUGCAGGAGGCUGGUCAAGGAUCAUGUAAUAGGGAGGUACAGUUAGGAUAUAGGUGUUGCUGCUUGGGGUGGUUAUGUGUAUAAGUAAUGAACGAACGGGAAAUUGAGGAUUAAGGAGCCAGGAAGAUGUUGGGAGGAAGUCAAAGGUAGUGUAAGAAAGCAUGGUUGGAGGCCAACUUAUCAAUAUUAUCCAUGCUUAUAUUUAAAUAAAUAUUUAUUGAAUGGAUGAAUGUAAAAGGAAGUAGCAGGAAUGAGGAAACAAGAAAAGGAGAUGAAAAGAGGCAUUUUGAGAAAUCAGAGAGCAAAGAUGAGAACCGGAGCCUUACCAUCAAACUUCGGAAACGGAAGCCAGAGAAAAAGGUGGAAUGGACAAGUGACACCGUGGACAAUGAACACAUGGGCCGCCGCUCAUCAAAAUGCUGCUGUAUUUAUGAGAAACCUCGGGCGUUUGGUGAGAGCUCCACGGAAAGUGAUGAGGAGGAAGAAGAGGGCUGUGGUCAUACACACUGUGUACGUGGCCAUCGCAAAGGACGGCGUCGUGCAACCCUAGGACCGACCCCCACCACCCCUCCCCAGCCUCCUGACCCUUCCCAGCCCCCACCAGGACCAAUGCAGCACUAAAUUCCUCUCUCCUCCACCAUUCCUGUGUCUGUCUGGCCCUGAAUGUAUUCAUGUGGCUACUUCUCCAGCCCCUUCCUUCCCUCUCUUCUGCCUGAUAGAGGAAAGAGGAAGAGGAGGGUGAACAGAGAUCCUGGAAUUGUGACUUGCUGCUAUUCCAACCCAGCCUCCUGGGUUCCCCCAGUCCUCAUUUUUCCUCCCAAUACCCACCCUUCUCUCUCAAGGGAUCUAGUCAGCUUGGUCCCAGUCUCUUCCUUUUGUUCUCACUGCCAAACUGCCUGUCCUGGGAUCUAGUUAUCUUGGCCCUGCACGCUACAUGAGUAGCAAACACUUAAAUUGGGUUUUCAACAGUCCCAGCUUUCACUGCCAGGGUCCCAGUCAGAUUCCAGGAAUUUACACCCUAGCUUUGCUUGCUAAUCCUGGUUUAGAGCUAUCCUACUAAAAUAUUUAAUCCUAAAUCUUAGUCCUUGACUGUGAGAUAUGAGGUCUUACAGGAGACCUCAGGGCUCCCAGCCCUUCUCCUCCUGCUAACCCUCCUCACGCCCUGAAGAGGAGUUAGAAGAGAGGUCCUUGUCAUUCUCACCUCUUAUGGAAAAUAGAACAGGAAAUAAUCAUAUCCUUUCUUCCCACCCUUCUCCUGUGAUUUAGGAUUUCUGACAAAGAUGGCUGAGAUUGGUCACUUAGAGCCAACUAUCUCCUCCGCCUUUUGUUUUUCAGCUUCAGAGACAGAUCCAAUAUAGUCCCAGGGACCUGAGUCUCUAGGAUAGGAAGGAAGAGGGAAGGAGCAAAGAGAUUGGGGUAUAUCCCCUGUGCUACACUCCUACCUCUUAAUUCCUAGACUUUGAUUUCUCUGCCAGCCCAGAUGUUCAGUUCUCUUGGCCCUCUCUACCCCUUACUGGGAUUUGGUUUUCAUUUUCCAGUCCUUUUGCCAUACACAGUUGCAGAGAUCAGUCAAAUCCGUACCACCGCUGAGAUCUCAUUUAUUGCCACAGAUGCACAAAAUAAAUAACCCAAAAUCA
This is a messenger RNA of Cercocebus atys (sooty mangabey), 1764 nucleotides long. It is a transcript of the gene PPP1R11, whose product is annotated as protein phosphatase 1, regulatory (inhibitor) subunit 11. Gene Ontology annotation, cellular component: nucleus. Lineage: Eukaryota; Metazoa; Chordata; Mammalia; Primates; Cercopithecidae. Gene Ontology annotation, molecular function: protein serine/threonine phosphatase inhibitor activity; protein phosphatase 1 binding. The record is from RefSeq and is a predicted model, not a curated record. The transcript has 3 exons. The coding region runs from base 353 to 748 and encodes 131 amino acids.